AUGUUUGUGACAAGAAAAGAACUUGUUAGCAUCAUGAGAAGAUGUAGCAGCAAAAGAAUAGAAAAACAGUUUGAAUUUUUAGAAGCCGAGAUCGCACAGCUAACGAAAUGUCAUGAGGUAAAAAAAUCACUAUCGCAUUUUAAGACACAAUAUAAGUCGCGUUGGUUAAAAGCGUGCAGAAUGGAUGACAGAUUUCAAAGAAAUAAUAAAGAGUGGCUGAAUAAACCUCUUUCAUUUUCCCAAAAGAACGAAAACAGACGUGGUCGCCCAGAAGUGAGUUUUGAGUGUAGUUCUGAACGUACAAAACGACUAAAAACCAAAGAACUACGCGAUUCUACAUCAGCUUCGGUUUUAAGCUAUGCUACACAGAUGAGUUUCAGAGCAGAAGGCCAUAUAGAUGCUUCUAGAAUACUUAAAGAUAUUACGUCAACUACUCCAACCCGAACCGCUAGAUACAAAAAAGCAUACAAAAUUUCAUUAGACUCCAAGCCAAAUAUCAUGUCAGGAGAAGACGCUCUUACUGUUUUAAUUAGCGGAAAAUUGUCUCGACACCAAUAUGGCGUGGUUAGAGCUAGUGCCCCGGAUAGAUUUCCUUCUUACAAGGUCGUUCAGUCUGCCAAAAGAAUGUGCUAUCCUGAUAAUAUCACAUCUACAGAAACAUCAGUAGUGGAGAUACACGUUAAAGACUCUGAAUUAGAUAAAUUAUGUCUUUACUUAAAAUGGGGGUUCGAUGGUUCCUCUGGGCACAGUUCCUACAAACAAGCCUUUCAUGGACCAGAAGCUAGUGACUCCGCUGUGUUCAUCACAUGCAUAGUUCCUGUGCGACUUAUGUGUAACGCAAAGGUGAUUUGGCAAAACCCUAGCCCAGCCUCAACUGUUUACUGUAGACCAUUAAAAACUGAAUUCGUUAAAGAGUCUGCGCAAGUUUCCAUUGCAGAAAAAAAAAGAGUCGAUGCUGAAAUAGAUGAAUUGCAAAACUCUACUACUACAGUUAACAACAGGAAUGUCCAUAUACGUCACAAACUUAUUUUCGCUAUGGUAGACGGAAAAGUCUGCAAUGCACUCACGGAGACAACUUCAACUCAGAAUUGCUUUUUAUGUGGUGCAACAUCGAAGAAGUUUAACAACGUUGAAGAAAUGAUCGGCAGAAUGGCUGAAAAUAAGGCAAGAAUUCAAAAAGAAUUUAGAGAAAAAUGUGGCCUAGUUGUUGAUACACCUAAACCGGGAUUCGGCAGCACCAACGACGGAAACACCGCCAGAAGAUUUUUUAGAAAUGCAAAGUUGUCCGGAGAAAUAACAAAUGUUGACUUAGAACUUAUUAAAAAAAUCCAUAUUGUCAUGGUAGUUGUUGCUAGUGGACAUGAAAUCGAUGUCAACAAAUUUCGACUCUAUCUUCAUGACACUGCCAGAUACUUUGUAUCAUUGUAUCCAUGGUAUAACAUGCCACCAACCAUGCACAAGUAUCUCAUACACGGCCCUGAGUUGAUAGCCUCUGCAUUGCUACCUAUAGGGCAACUAAGCGAGGAGGCACAAGAGGCACGGAAUAAAGAUUUCAAAAAAUACAGAGAAAACAAUUCAAGGAAGUGUAGCAGAUCAAAAACAAAUGAAGAUACAAUAUCAGAAAUGAAAACCAAAGCUAAGAGACGUGCUAGAGAGGUAAGGUAUGGAUGCCAGGGAACUGGAGGAGGAGGUGCUACCAAACCAUUAACUCCUUUCGAAGAAAGGAUAUUGGGUCUACUCGUUUCGGAACUGUCAGUAGAAGGAGCCCAAUUAUCAGAAGCUGGCGUGGAAAUGAUUGUUACCGAAGAAGAAUUAUUUGAACUGCCAGUGGAAAUUGCCUCCACUUUAAAGUCAAAAUACUCAAAAUAUAGAUAG
Messenger RNA from Diabrotica balteata, 1875 nucleotides. Lineage: Eukaryota; Metazoa; Arthropoda; Insecta; Coleoptera; Chrysomelidae. The record is from the annotation of a GenBank genome assembly.